Molecule: messenger RNA, 1682 nt
Organism: Conger conger (European conger)
Lineage: Eukaryota; Metazoa; Chordata; Actinopteri; Anguilliformes; Congridae
Gene: gdf7
Product: growth differentiation factor 7
Exons: 2
Coding region: 322-1668 (448 amino acids)
Biological process (GO): SMAD protein signal transduction; BMP signaling pathway
Cellular component (GO): extracellular region
Molecular function (GO): cytokine activity; growth factor activity
Source: RefSeq, a predicted model, not a curated record
CGCAAUCAUCGCGUUAUCCAUUUGCGAACAACAUAAUGAGCGCAAAUUACCAGUGACCAUAUUUUAAGAUAUCUUUUAGUUUGUUGGGAAUUUGAAGUUAGAACUGGUUUGAAAAGAGAACUUAGAAACUUAAGAGAAAAAAAAAAACCUUAAAGCGGCGGAUAUUCGCUGGGGGCGCUGGUUGACCGCUGCGCAACAGGCAAUAUCGCUACUCCGUGUCAGUCAGAUCCGUAAUAUUAACACAAUCUAAAGACCAAAGGGGAGUUUCCAAAGUCAUCAAACCCCUCCAACUUUCUCAUUCUCGGCCAGAGACCACUGAAAAUGGAUCUUAUGAGGGUUGCGGCUCCCUUCUUAUGGUUCUCCGUAUGCUUUGGGAAUUUUCUUGAAGCUGCCGUGCUUGGAUCUUCGCAGUACCCCUCCGGCGCGGGCGAUAACGGGCUAACUUCACAUCUGGAUGAGCGGCAUCGACGAGAAUCGAAGGCGAUAUCCAGAAACGACCCUCGGAGGAACGGCACUGUUGUCCCCCAUGAGUAUAUGAUGUCUCUCUACAGGACGCUUUCCGAGAUCGAGAGACGAGGCACAAACAGCACUCUCUCUCGCAGCACGAGACAUGCCAACACGGUCACCAGUUUCGUGGACCAAGGCAGAGACCGCCCCUCCCCGGAGUCGGGCCAGCGGUACCUCUUCGACUUCUCCACGCUGUCGCGGACGGACGAGCUGGUGGGGGCGGAGCUCCGGGUGCUGAGGAAGAGGCCGGCGCACCUGGCCCAGCUGCUGUCCCGCGGCGGGGCCCUGUACCGCGUGGCCCUCCACGGCUGCAGCGAGGGCCGGCCCGUCCUCGACUCGCGGACCGUGGACCUCCUGGACCGGGAGGCGUCCGGGUGGGAGGUGUUCGACGUGUGGGCGAGCGUCGGGAGCCAGCGCCGGGCCCAGCGGGCCGGCGGCAGCACCCUCUGCUUCAAAAUGGCCGCUGUUUCCGAGGCGACGCAGGAGGCGGUCCACCCGUCCUCGCUGGGCCUGGGCCGGAGGUCGCGACCCCCGCAGGAGCGGGCGCUGCUGGUGGCCUUCUCCAGGACCCGCCGGAAGGAGAACCUCUUCAGGGAGAUCCGCGACAAGAUGAAGUCCAUGGCGGGCGGCGUGGGCGGGUUCCUGGACCCCCCCGACCGGGGCAGGGAGGGGGGACACCCGCCGAGGAGAAGGAGGCGCAGGAGGACGGCCCUGUCGGGACGUCCCGGGGGAACGGGGGGAGGCGGAGGAGGGGGAGGUGGCGGAGGUGGAGGUGGAGGAGGAGGAGGUGGGGGAGGCAGGGGGGGAGGCGGAGGGGGCGGAGGAGGAGGCGGGGGCAGGAGGCGAACCCGCUGCAGCCGCAAGGCGCUGCACGUCAACUUCAAAGAGCUGGGCUGGGACGACUGGAUCAUCGCGCCCCUGGAUUACGAGGCCUACCACUGCGAGGGGGUGUGCGACUUCCCCCUGCGCUCGCACCUGGAGCCCACCAACCACGCCAUCAUCCAGACGCUCAUGAACUCCAUGGACCCGGACUCCACCCCGCCCAGCUGCUGCGUGCCCUCCAAGCUCAGCCCCAUCAGCAUCCUCUACAUCGACUCGGGCAACAACGUGGUCUACAAGCAGUACGAGGACAUGGUGGUGGAGACCUGCGGGUGCAGGUAGCACAACCAAACCCC